Messenger RNA from Macadamia integrifolia, 766 nucleotides. RefSeq lists its product as uncharacterized. The transcript has 3 exons. The record is from RefSeq and is a predicted model, not a curated record. The coding region runs from base 271 to 417 and encodes 48 amino acids. NCBI's taxonomy places the organism in Eukaryota, Viridiplantae, Streptophyta, Magnoliopsida, Proteales, Proteaceae.
CUGUAGAAGUUUCUUCAAGUACCCUUCAGAUGAUAAAUCAAAACAUGGUUACUUACAUAAUCUCUCGCUUCCUCUCCAACCAGGUGAUCUCCAAUAGAAUAAUGAAACUAUAGUCUUGGGUGAAUAAUUACUUCAAUUAAUAUUUGUUUAAGUUUUCUCCUGAAAUCGAUUGAUCCUGAUAUGGGUUUCUACUUUGGAAGAAAACAAAUUAUUGGGCAUUGAUCUCUGGAGGUAGCUGAGGAAGAAUCAUUGGCAAAGUGAAGGAUAACCAUGGCACUGCCAUGGAGCAUGACUCUUUGGUUAGCCAAGAUGGUGGUGAUGGCUUUGAGAGGUUGGAUCUCUUCCUGUUUAGCCGUCGCCGAUGAGAUUGCCGGUGCUCUCAGAAGCGGUGAUGUUGGUCCUUUCCAUGUUGGCUGAUCAACCUGUCAUUAUUUACAGUUCAGCAUGUCAUAUUUAUCUGCAACAGCUUGUAGGAAAAGGGUGUGGAAUGGAGGAUUCUGAAGCCAAACAUGUUCUAAAGUGUUCCAAGUUUUCAUCUCAACAAUGAGUUUUUGUGAUUGUGCUGAGAAGACUGAUCGGCCUCGCGAAUUGGAUAUGCUGACAGAAGCAAGAGCUUUGGCUUCAGAUUUCACCCAUAGUCUCUUAUGUUUGGCCUGUUUGUACUCACCAUAAAUUUGCCACAUGAUAUCAAAGAAGAAAACAUUUCAUCAUAUCAUGAUGCAAAUUAUUAUUGGUACAGUUUAUGCAAGCUCCAUUGAUUUUUCUA